Messenger RNA from Lepisosteus oculatus (spotted gar), 852 nucleotides. NCBI's taxonomy places the organism in Eukaryota, Metazoa, Chordata, Actinopteri, Semionotiformes, Lepisosteidae. The record is from RefSeq and is a predicted model, not a curated record.
CGUCUACCAACAAGAUCUCAAGAAUGUCCAGGAAAAUGAGACAAGUAUUAUUUUUGGUUCUGAUGUGCUUGCAACUACAGUUAAAAGUAUCCUCUGCACCUAUUUGUGUCCAUGGACAUACAGGAUGCCACUAUCUUUCUGUGUCGGACCUUUUCGAUAGAGUCAUCCAGCAUUCAAGCAGAAUGCACAGUCUUUCCAGUGAUCUCCAUUCAGAAUUUGAGAAAUACUUUCUCCCAAGCAGAAACCAAGUUGGCAGAGAAAAUCGCAAGUGCCACACAUCUAUGAUUUUAACUCCUAAUGGCAAAGAGAAUGCACAGAGGCUGGCAAGGGAAGAAUUGACUCAGGUGAUCCUGAAGCUCCUGGUUGCCUGGAUAGAUCCUCUGUCACAGUUUCAUCAGAGCAUAGCUCGCAAUGAGGAUUUCACAAACUUUAGUAGCAAUAAGGCUUUGGAAAUGAGCGACAUGUUGCAUGAAUUAAAGAAUGGGGUGGAGAAGGUGGCAGAAAAGCUGCAGCUACUUGGAAUAAUCAGCAACUCAAUAAGUGGGCUGUCCUCUGCUGAUGCGCUCUUACCUUCCUCUGCCAGCAAUGAUGCAAGGCCAAUGAGUGAUUAUGAAAUACUCCACUGUUUCAGGAGGGACUCCAAUAAAGUCCAGAACUACUUGAAAAUUCUUAAGUGUAGGAUUGUUCCUGAACAUGGAUGUUAAUUUAAUUAUGUUCCGGUAAUUAAAUGAAGCUGAUAUCUGAUUCACCGCUGGCGGUUAAGGUCAUGUUUGAAUUGGGUAAAGAGACUUCCGUGGCAUCUUCUUUAGUAAUAUGGGAAUAUUGUCUGCAUCUUAACUGAAUUUCCGUCUU